Exophiala aquamarina CBS 119918 is the source of this 2169-nucleotide messenger RNA. RefSeq lists its product as uncharacterized. Bases 1 to 2169 code for a protein of 722 amino acids. The record is from RefSeq and is a predicted model, not a curated record. Lineage: Eukaryota; Fungi; Ascomycota; Eurotiomycetes; Chaetothyriales; Herpotrichiellaceae. The transcript has a single exon.
AUGCGAGACCUGCUGGACUCGCUGGUCCUGGGGCCCGUCAUCGUGCGCGGACACUACGACCACGAUGUCAAGAGGUUCGGCGAGCAAUAUGCCUGCGGCGACAGCCAGGCCCGCGAGCAGAUGAAAGAUGUCUUGAUCAAUCUGCAGAUGACCCUGAUCAUCAACCUGCGCAGUGUCAUCAUGGACGACCUCCACCUCGACUUCGACGCCCUGCAGUCUGCCUCGGACGACUGUCGUGUCAAUGCUGGCGUCUGUCUGGGUCAAUUGUCCCAGAGGCUGUCUUCCGCCAUCCACGCCCAGGCGUAUUAUCCUUCUUCCGCUUCCAACGUCUCAACCUUGAUGCCGCCCAUGUCGCCUUCCUUGGGCCAUUCCAGUAGCAGGAGCACUCAUUCUUCAAAUGCCCCCUAUCAUGGCCCGCGCACCCCUGAGCCCAUGUUGGAUGCCUUCCAAAAUAUGAGCAUUUCGCCUCCCGUGCGGACCGACAUGAUUGAGAGGAAGACGUCGACCCGCUCUGGCGGCUCCCAGGGUUCUUAUAAACGCUCGGGCUACGGUCUAUCACUGCCAUUGCCACCAACAACCACCGAGUACGCUGGCAGUCGCACUGCUGACCCACUCGCAGCUGGCCAAAAAUCAGACGAAAUAGAUCGCAUGAGCAUGCGACGGAGAUCGUCUCAAGCUCUCGCUCCCGACGACAACAUCUUGCUGAUGUUUCCCCAACCAGACGGCCAAUCGAUCAUAGCCGCACUGCCGAAUGGCGCCGACGCGUCCGGCCAAGAGCCCCCGCCAAAUACCGACAGCCUAACGAGUUCUCCAGACAUCUCUCGAUUCGGACCAGAUGACUAUCGUGAUGAGCAGCUCAUCAGACGCGACUGGAGACAAUACUCCCAUGGCACCAUCUACGACAUGUACCAGCCCCAAUUGCCGACUGCCGAAAGGCAUUCUUCCAUUGCAUAUUUGCACAGAACCCAGGUAGCGGCACUGCCACACAAUCACGGCCACGGCCACGGCACCUUCGAGCAUGUUCGAUAUCUGCAGGAAAACGCCCGUCCGCCCCGCCCGCAACCCCGAUUAGAUUCCUUGUAUAGAUUGCCAGCGAAAUCAUUCCAGCCUCAGGACCAACCAAGGCAACCAAGGCAACCACGAACGAACCCAGAAAUGGAUAUCGGGCAAUGGGAGACGCACCCAUCUCUCAGCCCCGCCAACCCCGUUGAGGCUCCGGCCCACAUUGAUAGAUAUGCACCAGGCCCACAUACACGCGGUCCACCUUCUCCCGUAGCGAACGGCCUCCCUCCCCAACUACCAAACUCCUACCAGCACCAAUCUAACGUCUCAAAACACCUCGCCCCCAUAAACCCCAGCCUCGAACAAGAAGCCACCGACAGCUCACGCGCCGAAUCCCUGCUCACUGUCCACUCCUCCGUCUCCGGCGGACCACCCAUCUCCACCCUCUCCACCGGCACCAUAACCCUCCCCACCGACAAAGACCUCCUCGGCUUCUGCAGAGGCGCCUUCCGGCUCCAAAUCGGACUCGAAUCCAAGGCCUUUAAAGUCGCCAAUCGGCCUGUCGGCUACUCCUCGAUGAUCCAGUUCUGGCGCUGCGAGAAAUGCUCCUUCGAAGGGCCCAUGCACAACUCCGCCGUGCUCUCGGAAGGGAAGAAAAAGCAAAACUGGAAACCCGUGAAGCUAUUCGACCCGAAGAUCCGCACAAGUGAGAGCGGGGCGAUCCGGUACAAAUGGGCGUUUUUGGCGAAAUGCCAUGUUGUCAUGAAGGGGAUGGUGCCCUAUGAGACUGCCCUAGGCCAGAGCGGUGCGUUUGGCACGUUCGGGUGUAUUUUCUGCGCGGCGGAGGGGAAGCAGCGCGGCUGGCUGGACAAGGUCUUGAGCAGUGGCGAUGGCGCGAGUCUAAAGGGGAGUGGUGCGAGCGUACGGAUUGGCGGCACGUCUGCCAAUACCUGGGCGAGGAAAUCCGGUGGGAAGAAAGGCUGUGCAGAGCCGAAUUCCACGCCGAUCUUUGGAAAUGUCGGCUCGUUCAUGGCGCAUCUCGAGGCUGUGCAUCGGCCGGAGGACGGAUGGCCGAAUGCGGAGAUGCAGGGCCGCAUGAAGCUCGUUCUGGGUCGAACGGCGCCAGCGGGUGAGGAUGGCUGGGACGUCAAUAUUGUGCCGUUUUGA